This is a messenger RNA of Fimicolochytrium jonesii, 1746 nucleotides long. Its product is annotated as S1/P1 nuclease-domain-containing protein. Lineage: Eukaryota; Fungi; Chytridiomycota; Chytridiomycetes; Spizellomycetales; Powellomycetaceae. Gene Ontology annotation, biological process: DNA catabolic process. The coding region runs from base 166 to 1434 and encodes 422 amino acids. The transcript has 2 exons. Gene Ontology annotation, molecular function: endonuclease activity; nucleic acid binding. The record is from RefSeq and is a predicted model, not a curated record.
AACUCGGGACCCCCCUCUGACAUCUGGUAUAUUUUCGACUGGGGAUGGGCAGUGAUCCGUAAACGCCUGAUCCCAUAAAAGCAGAAGACUUCGAAGCCCUCCCUCCUCACUCCUUCACAGCUAUCCUUCCUUCCCUCCCAUCCCUCCCAUCCCGGCAUCAUAACCAUGAAGGUCACACUCGCUCUCGCUACUCUCGCCAGCUACGGAAUCGCCUCCGUCGCCGCCUGGGGUCGGGAAGGUCAUGAGAUCAUUGGAUCCAUCGCCAGCGACCUCAUCAAGCCUUCGACCCUGAAGGUCGUCAACCGCCUGCUCGGCAGCGACACGAUGGAGAAGGAGUCGACCUGGGCCGACGAAGUCAAGAAGGCCACCGGGACCGGAAACUGGCAUUUCAUCGACAUCAACACCGGUGCGAACCCGGCAAACGACCCCAACAACAGCAAGGGAACUUGCACUCCUGUGAUGGAGCGCGAUUGCGCCGGCCAGGACAAAGACGCCUGCAUAGUUUCCGUCAUCAGCAAGCAAGGCGAGAUCCUCAAGGGUGCGUGCAGCAGCGGUAACCCCACCACCCAGCAGAUUGAAGCGCUCAAGUACCUUAUUCACUUUUUCGGUGAUAUCGCGCAACCCCUCCACGCCUGUGGCUUCCACCGCGGUGGAAACGACGAUCUCGUCGCUCAGUUCGAUACGCAAGUCAAGUCCCCGUAUGGUAGCCUCCAGCUGCACUGGAUCUGGGACAGCAGCAUCCUCGUCAAGACGAUGGGCGGUACGACAUCUGAAUCAUCCCAGAAGGUGUCUCAGGCUCAAGUCGAUGCCUAUGCAGCAAAGACGUUGAAGCGCGUGCAGACCGGCGACUACGCAUCCUCCGUGCAGUCGUGGGCGACCUGUGCGAACCCCGAUGCCGGCACCCAGCACCGUUGCCCCCUGGAGUGGGCCGCCGACUCCUCCGGCCUCGACUGCUCCCGUGUGUACAAGGGAUACUCGGCCACCGCUGACCUCGGUGCUGAGUACUACGACAAGUACAAGACCACCGUCGACGAGCAGAUCGCCAAAGGUGCCGUACGUCUGGCCGCCUACCUCGACGAGGUUCUGUCCUGCAAUACCACCCCACCACCACCCAAGCCCACCACCACCACCAGGGGUCCUCGCCCAACCACCGCCGCCCCUGCUCCCACUUCCACCCAGGCUCCUCGCCCUACCACCACAGCCGGUCCCGCUCCCAAACCCGUCUGCAAGGACGCCGACUUCCCCAACUUCCUGUGGAUCCGCACUGAAAACAUGUGCUGUGAGGACCCGACCGUUGUCGGUUCCAAGUACAAAUACAAUUGUUGUGCGGAAUCUGACACGGGCGUCUACGACGACUGUGGCCGGUUCGGAAACGGAUACAAGAGGACGUCCAAGGACGGGCCAUUCCCCAAGGGCAAGCGUAACCAUCAGUGAUAAACGAACCCCUUCUUCCCAUGACUGGGGAUUCCCAAGUGAGAUCUUUGCUCUUCGUGGACUAUCUAAUAUGGUGCACUGUACUGUGUGUAUAUAAUGUAGAUGUAGAGAUAUACCUGUUAUUAAUGAUGAUAAAAGAGCGCUUGAGCUGGCCUCACGAACCUGUACCCGAAGGUCUGACUAUCCUGGAAAGAAGUAAUCCAAAGCGGUAUCUCCAGCAUCGUGUCGCUCGAACAAAAUGGAGAAAGUAGUGCGUUAGAUUAACCCCAAAAAAUUGAAAUUUCAAGCCAAUACUCUGUUGUGGCGGCCGGA